CAGUGGUUGUGCGGUGAUGAUGUAAUGUUGCUACAGAUGGCGGUGUGUGCCAGGCUCUGUGGAGUGGGUCAGUCGCGGCGGUGCCGAAGGCGGCAGAGGCACAGCCAGGACCAGAACAGCGACUCCGAGGUGGACAUGGACGAGGAGGAGGAAGAGGAGAGGGUCGUGGGCAAAAUGAAAGACGAGCCCAAUGGCAGCAGCUGUCAGAACAGGCGCGGCGCGGGGCCUAGCGGGGCCGGGGGACUCUGCGGUUCUGCGGACUCUGCUGGGCCUCCACACCCGCAGUCACUGCUGGAUCUUCCGCCGGAGCUUCUGGUGCAGAUCUUCUCUUCUCUGCCCGGCACUGCGCUACCCAACCUGGCGCUGGUGUGCAAGAAAGUCAGGCAGAUUCUCAACACGGAAACAAUCUGGAGGAGAAGAUGCACAGAGGAAUUCGGUAUGAGAGAUGACCUGCGGAAGAUGGAGACUGUGGGAAUGUCGAGCCGAGAUCUGUAUGUGAAACGUGUGAACCCGCAGGUGAAGUCGGGACGCUUUAUGAAGCUCCUCCCUGAUUAUGAGCACAUGGACUAUCGGGACGUGUACACACACUUGUUACAUCCCUAUAGACACAUCCUGGGUCUCUGGCAGCCUGAUAUCGGCCCGUAUGGAGGACUGCUGAAUGUGGUGGUUGAUGGUCUAUUCAUCAUAGGCUGGAUGUAUUUACCACCCCAUGAUCCCCGUGUGGAGGACCCCAUGCGUAGACGGCCCCUUUUCCGUAUACAUAUGUGGGAGAAAAACAAAGCCACAGUGGAAUGUAUGUACGGACAUAAGGGCCCUCAUAAAGGAGACAUUCAGACUGUGAAGAAAGAUGAAUUUUCCACCAAGUGCAACCAGACCGAUCACCAUCGGAUGGCUGGGGGAAGGCAAGAGGAAUUCAGAACAUGGUUGGAGGAGGAGUGGGGACGAACGCUGGAGGACAUUUUCCACGAGCACAUGCAGGAGUUGAUCCUCAUGAAGUUCAUUUACACCAGCCAAUACGAUAAUUGCCUGACAUACCGGCGGAUCUAUCUGCCCCCGUGCCUCCCUUCAGACCUCCUGCAGCCGGGCCUCUUCAAAGGGACGUACGGCAGUCACGGCCUGGAGAUUAUCAUGCUGAGCUUCCAUGGCUCCAAGGCCAAAGCCACCAAACUUACUGGGGACCCCAAUGUCCCGGCCGGUCAGCUGACGUUAGAAGUCGAUCUGAACCGGCCGGUGCGUCUACCGGACCUGGAGACCCAGCGCAACAUGGAGGAGCUGUCCCGUCUGGUGCGGGGGGUGCACGAGGAGGCCCAGAGCGACUCACAGGGUCGGGACGUCCCAGCAGAGGUUGCAGAGGGGGCGGAGGGCUCAGAUUCAGCGCCCCCUGCUGGAGCGGAGGGGGUCGAGCCGGGAGAACCUGAACCUCAACCUUUCGUGCUGCCUCUGGGAGUCAUGGCCCGUAAUGAAGUGUACCCUCGCACCUGCAAGAAGUGUUUUUACGGGACAGGCCUGAUCGCGGGUCACGGCUUCACGAGUCCGGAGCGCACGCCGGGUCUGUUCGUCCUGUUCGAUGGCGACCGCUUUGGCUUCAUCUGGCUGGAGCUCAAGUCCUUCAGCCUGUACAGCCGGCUGAGCGACCAGCUGCCCCACGCUCAGGCCCCCAGCAUGCAGCGCUUCGAGGCCAUGCUCCGCAACAUGCAGUCGUGGACAUCCUGAUAGCCGACUCACACUACUGUAGCCAUCAGGCACACACUCUGGUAUUGCGCUCUCCGCCAGACAGACACACACACACACACACACACAGGCUUGCAUCCGCACAGCUGUAUUCACAGCCACACGCCCAUACGGUUGUAUUAUAUUAGGCCUUUCUUAUCAGCUUUUUAAUUAAGUUAUUUUUGUAACCUGGAAAUGGCGCCGAAGAUGACGACAAUGUGAAAACUCACCCGUAUACUCUGCUGAGCGUGCCUCUGAGACCUUUAUUCACUCCAAAACCUGUGCUUUUGUGCUUUAGAAAAAAUACUUUGUCUUCAGUGUGGCGACAUCCGAUGAAUUUUAUCCCGUUUACUUCUUUUGUUUUUCUUUAUCGGUAACAUUUACAACUGCUUCCAUUUUUUCGGCAACUUUCAUUGAAAACGAAUGACUUCCAGACGCUCCGUCUGUGUUUUAAGAAACCCUUUACGUUAUAUUCAUCACACUGUUGUUCCAAGCGAGUAGCUGAUUGGUUAUCCGCCAAAUUUAACGACCGUCUCAUUAUGUCGUGAUAGUGCUUCUGUUCAUCUAGCUGUGCAGCUCUCUUCCAAGUGCUCUUCCUUACGCAGAUGAUUAUCAGAGGCACAAUUCCUCUGACUAUACUUUUGUAUUUGACCGCAGCAUUACUAGCAAUUGAAAAUGAAAAAAAAUUAAAAAUCACUAUAAUGUAAAGUGAAUAUAUAUGUAAAUGCAUUGGAAAUAUUUAAACAUUUAUCAAUAUAUUUCAGCUUUGUUUUAAGAAUGAUUGUAUAUAUGGUCGACAAACUAAUUUAAGUAUUAUCGCCUGUGUUUACAAGUUGUGAUAAUUGUGAUAAAAGUGGAAUAUUCUCCUAGAAUUGGCCAUUUACGUGGACUGAUAUCGUACAACUAUUGAUUUUAUUCCAAAUAAGAUGAAAUUUUAGCUGUUUGCAUGGGCUCAUAACGAUUUGAACCAUGUCUCAAAGUGUUUGUGGAAACGUGCUCAUUUAAUCAAUCAAAAAUUGGUCCUAUGUAGCUCAGUUUCUCAAUUUGACUCCCACAAAUUGAUUUUAUUGUAAAUGUGUGAUUUUUAGCUGCUUAUGUUGGCUGCUAGGUAUUCAAGUUAUAUUUCAAAUGGAUUUGUGGAAACAUAUCCCGAUUAAUAUAUACAAAAUAGCCUUGUUUACUUCCAAAUGCAUAAAAUCAAUUGGGGUUGCAAAAUUCCUGGAACUUUCAAAGUUCCAUUGGAAUUAAUGGGAAUUAAUAGAGAGAAAAAAAAUGGUUUUGAAAAAAAACUUUACCGGAAAUGUGCAAACCCAAUUUUAAUGACGAUUUAACAAAGCAGUGCCUAAAAGUGCAUUUUAUACAUUUGUGCUGGUGCAACUAUUGAUUUUAUUUAAAAUAAGCUGCUUAUGUUGGCUGCUAACUAUUUGAAUCACAGGAAAUAUGCUCGUUUAUGUCAAAAUUUACUUCAAUUUUUCAA
Messenger RNA from Pimephales promelas (fathead minnow), 3187 nucleotides. It is a transcript of the gene fbxo31, whose product is annotated as F-box protein 31. The record is from RefSeq and is a predicted model, not a curated record. Gene Ontology annotation, molecular function: protein binding. Gene Ontology annotation, biological process: SCF-dependent proteasomal ubiquitin-dependent protein catabolic process. Gene Ontology annotation, cellular component: SCF ubiquitin ligase complex. NCBI's taxonomy places the organism in Eukaryota, Metazoa, Chordata, Actinopteri, Cypriniformes, Leuciscidae.